AUCACAUCAGUUUUCAUUUUACCAUAGGCUCCACCUGUGAAAAAGCAAUUGAUGGAAGACCUUGGUAUACAAAGACACACUUGUGCUGUCAUGAAGAAAUUUGGAUCAAGAGUAUUGAAAGCAUUUAAAACAGUUAUCUCAGCUCAGAAGUUCCCAAAGGCUUCAUUUGCGACAAUCAGCAAGAUUGCUGAAGAUAUUGCACACAUCCAUGAAGAGGGUUGCAAAGGAGAUACAUUGGAAAGCAUGCUUGAUCGGGAAAAACUGACAAAAUAUGUCUGCUCUCACCAAAAUGAGAUCUCUUCAAAACUGUCAACUUGCUGUGAAAAACCUGUGGUGGAACGAGGAGAAUGCAUGGUCCAUUUGGAGCAUGAUGACAAGCCUGCAGAUCUGUCUGAAACAGUCAGAGAGUUUGUGGAUAACAAAGAAGUGUGCCAACAUUAUGCUGACAAUAACGACCAGCAUCUGGCAAAGUACGGCAUAGAAAAUUCAGAUUAAUCCCUAUUUUCCCUAGUGAUAGGGCUGUACAGUAGAAAUGAUUCAUUAAUUGGAGCAGGUUGAAUGAAAUGUUGGGGCAGACCCUGCAUGUUGUAAAGUCAAUCUGGAGAUAGUCACGCACAAUGAAAGGUCUGACUUGAGAACUUUAACCAAUAUAGAAAUGGAACAGUAUGCAGGGAGAAUAAAAGUAAAACAAAAAUCAAGCAAGCUCAGGAGAACUGUGAACUGAGGACCAAAUAAGAUGUCAAAGAGAAGGAGGAAGUUAUGUUGAUAAAGACAUAGGAUAGCUACUCUAAAUAAGUUGAUGUGCAACUGAUUUGCUUUCUAGAACCCAGCUCCUACUCUUGUACGUUUGUUUUUGUUUUGUCAUACAUUGUCAGCUUAGAUGUUGUUGUUGAUUCUUCUGUUGCACCUACUACUGCUACUAGUACUACUGCUGCUACUAUUACUACUUUGUGGGACAUAACCUUAUAAAUGUGUCCAAGGCUAAAGAGCACAAAUCAAAAUCAUUUCAAAACAAAUAAGUAAAAUUGCCUUACUAUUUGUAUCAAAAUUGAAUGGCAGGAUAUUAAUCCAAAGUGAAACAGAAUCUAGCAAACAGAAAAUGUCACACUAGCCCUGUGUGAAAGUAAAGUAUCACUCUGCAAAAAAAAAAAAAAAA
Molecule: messenger RNA, 1156 nt
Organism: Anolis sagrei ordinatus
Lineage: Eukaryota; Metazoa; Chordata; Lepidosauria; Squamata; Anolidae
Source: RefSeq, a predicted model, not a curated record